Brugia malayi is the source of this 795-nucleotide messenger RNA. RefSeq lists its product as uncharacterized. The record is from RefSeq and is a predicted model, not a curated record. Gene Ontology annotation, molecular function: protein binding. Gene Ontology annotation, biological process: regulation of translational initiation. Gene Ontology annotation, cellular component: cytoplasm. Lineage: Eukaryota; Metazoa; Nematoda; Chromadorea; Rhabditida; Onchocercidae. The transcript is spliced from 4 exons. The coding region runs from base 1 to 795 and encodes 264 amino acids.
AUGGGCGAAUGUGAUAGAAAAGCACAGCUUGAAGAAAUUCAAUCUAUCGAAUCGAUAUAUGGUGAUUUAAUUCAUUUUGAAUCAUCUUCACAACUCAGUGUACGGUUUAAUGAUGUACGAUUGACUAUUUGCCUUCCUAAACAUUAUCCAACAAGUUCGCCACCAUAUUUCGAACUUAGCGGUCCAUCAUUAACAGAAAACCAGAAAGAAGAGGUCAAAAAUUCGAUGAAUGAAAUUUAUGCAAAAAAUGUGGGCCAACCGGUUUUGUAUGAGUGGAUCACAUAUCUGAAUGAUUAUCUGGCUGAUUUUGAUAAUAGUAUGAAGGAGAAAUCAAUUGAUGAAUAUGAAUCCUCAUCUCCUAGUACAGUUGUCUCACCACCAUCAUUCCAACCAUGCAUUCCAACCAUAAUCAGUGGUAAUUCAAUGGUUGAUCGAAAAAGCACGUUUCAAGCGCAUGUUGCACAAGUAUUCUCCAAAAAUGAAGUUACACUUGUGCUUAAUAAGUUGAAGGAAAACAACAAAAUUGCAAGAGCAACACACAAUAUGUAUGCAUGGUUAAUUGAAGAAAAUCUAAGUGGCCGCUUAAUAAAACAACAUGACUGCAAUGAUGAUGGUGAGAUCGGUGCAGGUGCCAAAUUAUUGAAUUUACUGGAAUUGAUGAAAGCCAAAAAUGUACUAGUGAUCAUUACCCGCUGGUACGGAGGUAUACAUCUCGGACCGGAUCGAUUUCGACAUAUUUGUAACUUGGCGCGUCAAAUCUUGGUGGAGAAUGGUUUUUCUGGUCGUACUUCUUAA